UGAUUUAAGAGAGAUAAGGGCUUGAAGAGGGUCCUCUUCUAUUCUCUCUUUCCGAUUUUGAAGAACUGAAAAACUGAUUUUUGCAGAGAAAUUUCUGAAAGAACCAAAAAAAAAAACACAAUCAAAAGAGGAAGAGAAAAAUUUGAUUUUUUUUCUAACAUGCAAUAGAUUUUAUUUAUAUAAUACUAAAUGAGAGAGAGGAGAAAACUUAGUCGAAGAGAAGAUUCUUGUUCAAUUUCAGAAUUUGCUCAUCAAUUGGUGUUUUUCUGAUUUUGAUUAACACUGUUUUUGAUUUUGCUGUGGUGGAUUGAAGUUGUUGAGAGAGUAUUUUGAAGAGACAUGUUGGAGGGUCGUUCCUGUGUUGUUCCGAGGUUGUUUUGUAGCGCUUGUGAAACGGAGAACGAUUGGUCUUACAUGAAGUACAUGCUGGAUUUAGAUAUCAAAAAUGGGAAGAGACCGAUGGAAAUUGAUGAUGCUGAGGAUGAACAUCAUCCUAAGAAGUGUACCAAGAUGUUGGAAUCUUGUCACAUAGUUGAAACGGUUCGUCUUUCGUUUCAGCAGAAUAAGGAUUCUGCUCUUUCGCGAGUAGAUCAGGAAAUCGUUGAACCUGUGGAUGUUUGUGAAGGGGUGAACCCUGGUGAUUCAAUGGAUUCAUUGGAUUCUGGUGUUCAGCAAUCUGACGAGGAGCAGCAGGCUGGAGAUUCGUCGGAUUCUGGUUCACUUUUGCCGCGGAUGAACCGAGACAGCUCGAUUGCUUGUCUCAGCCGCUGUUCGAGGUCUGAUUAUGGUUCGCUUGCUUCUCUUAAUAGGAGCUUUCGUAACAUAAUUCGGAGCGGCGAGCUCUAUACAUGGAGGAGACUAAAUGGUAUCAUGGAACAUUGGGUUUAUUUCUCAUGUGCUCUCCUUGAAUGGGAGGCCUACGAUCCGAUUCGUCAAAGAUGGAUGCAUUUGCCGAGGAUGGCUUCGAAUGAAUGCUUCAUGUGUUCUGAUAAGGAGUCUUUAGCCGUAGGAACUGAACUUCUUGUGUUUGGGAGGGAGCUAAGAUCUCAUGUGAUUUAUCGAUACAGUCUUUUGACUAACUCGUGGUCAUCAGGAAUGAGAAUGAAUGCUCCGAGAUGUUUGUUUGGCUCUGCAAGCCUCGGUGAGAUUGCGAUAUUAGCAGGUGGUUGUGAUUCGGAGGGACGUAUACUUGACUCGGCCGAACUAUACAACUCAGAGGCACAAACAUGGGAGCUUCUCCCGAGUAUGAAAAAACCAAGGAAGAUGUGUUCUGGUGUAUUUAUGGACGGAAAAUUUUAUGUUAUAGGCGGAAUCGGUGGACGCGAUUCCAAGCUUCUUACUUGCGGGGAGGAGUACAAUUUACAGACUAGAACAUGGACGGAGAUUCCUAACAUGUCACCCGGACGAAGUAGUAGGGGUUCUGAUAUGCCUGCUACAACCGAGGCACCGCCUCUUGUCGCCGUUGUAAAUAACGAAUUGUACGCUGCUGAUUAUGCUGACAUGGAAGUUAAAAAGUACGACAAGGAAAGAAAACUGUGGAAUACCAUUGGGAGACUUCCGGAACGAGCGGUUUCGAUGAACGGCUGGGGUCUUGCAUUUAGGGCAUGUGGAAAUAGGCUUAUUGUUAUUGGUGGACCAAGGACUCAUGGCGAGGGUUUCAUCGAGCUCAAUUCUUGGGUUCCUAGUGAAGGACCUCCGCAAUGGCGUCUACUCGAUCGAAAACAACGAUCCGGUAACUUUGUCUAUAAUUGUGCUGUGAUGGGUUGUUGAACCAUUGAAUGGUGCAAAAAUUACACAUCAUGAAGCAACUAUCAUUCAUCAUCACUGAAUUCUUGCUAAUUGGUACUUCUUUCCCCAUUCUUUCCAUGAUACUAUUUUCGUUUCAAAUGCGGGGAUGAGAUUAAGAUAUUAAUCAAGAUUAGGCAGGAGCACUUCAGUCUUUUAAUCUUAUUAAGUUCACAAUUUAAUUCACUUUUUUUUUUCUUCCAUUGAAAAAUUUGUAUCACCACCCCAUUUUCAUUGACAAGAUUUUUCAAAGCUUGGUAUCAUAUCAUAUCAUCAUGUAGCAAAAGAAAAUAGGUCAAAUAAUUGAAGUUCCAACACAGAUUUAGUAGGUUACUGGUGUUUGUUUAUUUUCAGCAGCUUCUCUUGAAGAAAUGAAAUAAUUUUCUUGAUUA
Molecule: messenger RNA, 2177 nt
Organism: Lathyrus oleraceus (garden pea)
Lineage: Eukaryota; Viridiplantae; Streptophyta; Magnoliopsida; Fabales; Fabaceae
Product: F-box/kelch-repeat protein At1g26930
Exons: 2
Coding region: 340-1770 (476 amino acids)
Cellular component (GO): nucleus
Molecular function (GO): protein binding
Source: RefSeq, a predicted model, not a curated record